AAGUCAACAAAUAUAAAAUUUUCAGAUUUCUAUGGAUGUCCCAAUAAUAAAAGUACAUGGUAAAAACGUGUAGAAUUAUUCGAAGAGUUGGAGCCUGAUCCAACUCGAAUGGAUUCAUUUCAUACUCCAAUAAAUUAUGAUAAUUAUUAUUGUUAAUUAGUGAGUGGGAUGAGCACAUAAUUCACAUUUCUUGCUUGCCACGUACACAUCACCAUUCUUAUCUAUCUAUAAAUAAACACAACAUCUUGUUCAUUUUCGUGGGAGUACAAGAAUGAUGCACAAAUUGACAUCCUCGUUUCGGAGGCUAACCGUGGGCAAGGAUAAGUUGGGCCGAUGUCGCCUUUACUCGCAGUUAACUCAACACCAAUCCCCUCUCGAAGAAUCAGAAUCGGCCGGUGGAGUCCCGACUAUACCAGCGUUCGACUACACUCCUCCGCCGUACGUCGGUCCCACAGCGGAUGAGAUCUUCCGUAAGCGUAAAGAGUUCCUCAGCCCUUCCAUGUUCUACCUCUACAAAAAACCGUUAAACGUGGUACAUGGGAAGAUGCAGUAUUUGUUUGAUGAGAAUGGGCGAAGAUAUCUUGAUGGUUUUGGAGGCAUUGCUACGGUGAAUUGCGGUCAUUGUCACCCUGAUGUGGUCCAAGCCAUUAUCAACCAAGUCACCACCAUACAACACUCCACCAUUCUCUAUCUUAACCACUGCAUCGCUGAUUUCGCCUCCGCCCUCGCCGGAAAAUUACCUGGCGACCUCAAGGUGGUGUUUUUUACAAAUUCGGGCACAGAAGCCAAUGAGCUAGCGUUGAUGAUAGCGCGAUUAUAUACAGGUUGCCAAGAUAUCAUAUCAUUGAGGAACGCAUACCAUGGGAACGCAGCUGGAACAAUGGGCGCAACUGCACAAUCCAACUGGAAAUUCAACAUUGUUCAGAACGGGGUCCAUCAUGCAAUAAAUCCAGACCCGUAUAGAGGAGCAUUCGGGUCUGAUGGAGAGAAGUACGCCAAAGAUAUCGAUGACUUGAUACAAUUUGGAACUUCUGGACAUAUUGCAGGUUUUAUUUUUGAAGCAAUUCAGGGAGUCGGGGGCAUUGUGGAAUUGGCCCCGAACUACUUACCUCCGGUUUAUAAUAGUAUUAAAAAAGCCGGAGGACUUGUAAUCGCGGAUGAGGUUCAGUCCGGAUUUGCUCGGACCGGAACCAACUUUUGGGGAUUCCAAAACCAAGGAAUUGUGCCCGAUAUUGUCACAAUGGCAAAGGGUAUUGGCAACGGGAUUCCACUUGGUGCGGUGGUGACCACCCCGGAAAUAGCAAAAGUUUUAACGCGUCGGAGUUACUUCAAUACAUUUGGUGGAAAUCCGGUUUGUACUGCUGCGGGCCAUGCUGUCCUUAAAGUUAUCGAAAGAGAAAAUCUUCAAGAAAAUGCUCAUGUUGUUGGAUCAUACUUGAAAGAACGUCUCACUGCUCUCAAAGAUAAGCACGACAUUAUCGGGGAUGUCCGAGGACGAGGAUUAAUACUUGGAGUAGAACUAGUGACUGAUCGCAAACUCAAAACUCCAGCGAACACUGAAAUAUUGGAGAUCAUGGAGACUAUGAAAGAUUUAGGGGUUUUAGUUGGAAAAGGUGGAUUCUAUGGAAAUGUGUUUAGAAUCACUCCCCCACUAUGCUUCACCAAAGAAGAUGCAGAUUUUCUUGUGGAUGCUAUGGACUACUCGAUGUCAAAGCUCUAAAGAUUGACUGUCAAAUUUGCCCCCAAACACACCUUGUACAAAAGCUUUUAUAAAGUAAGACAUGUCGACCGUCGAAAUUGUCUUAUAAUAUGCUAUAAUAAAAGCUUUCCCGAUACGGGAAAAUGUGUGACUUAACUGUUGGGCAAUAUUGAUAUACAGUGUAUGGGUCAACACCUUGUUGACCCUCUUUGUCCCGGACUUUAGAUACUUUAUUUAAUAACAUAUUUUUAUAAAGUAUUAUUAUGGAAGGAUUGUGUGAAUGCUAAGUUCUUUA
Messenger RNA from Helianthus annuus (common sunflower), 1994 nucleotides. RefSeq names its product alanine--glyoxylate aminotransferase 2 homolog 2, mitochondrial. The coding region runs from base 272 to 1720 and encodes 482 amino acids. Gene Ontology annotation, cellular component: mitochondrion. Gene Ontology annotation, molecular function: pyridoxal phosphate binding; transaminase activity. The transcript is spliced from 9 exons. The record is from RefSeq and is a predicted model, not a curated record. Lineage: Eukaryota; Viridiplantae; Streptophyta; Magnoliopsida; Asterales; Asteraceae.